GUCCACGGGGUCAUGCCAGCUGCAGAGACGCGGCGCGCCAGGGGAAAUGGUGCUGAGGUGAGGACGCCUGGAAAGGACUGCGUUCCCAACCAGGAGAAGGCUUUCCACAGCUUUCACAGAGACAACAGUCAAACCACUGCAGGAAGGGAGACCUUCCACCACCACCAUGAAGGAAACCACUGAAAAUCUCUCUCUGGACAAUGCCAGCURCAGCCAGGUGACGUGCGAGGGCUCGACAACCAAGACCCAGGAUACUAUUUUUCACUCUGAAGAAGAUAACAGUCUGUAUUUCACAUACAGUGGAAAAUCAAAUGUUCUGGAGAUCAAAGAACUCAAUUACCAGGUUAACACAGCAUCCCAGAUUCCCUGGUAUGAGAACCUUGCUCAGAUGAAAAUGCCCUGGACCUGGAAAUCGGAUCCCCGUUCCCAGGUGUCAAUAAUCCAAAAUCUGAAUCUAAAAGUUCAAAGUGGUCAGAUGCUGGCAAUUAUAGGAAGCACGGCUGGUGGAAAGACAUCCUUGCUUGACGUGAUAACCUGCCGGGAUCAUGGAGGCAAAAUCAAGUCUGGUAAAAUCAUGAUCAACAACAAACCCAGCACGCCCCAGCUUGUGAGGAAAUGCAUAGCACACGUGCGGCAGGAUGACCGACUGCUCCCCCACCUGACUGUCAGAGAAACACUAUUGUUCGUUGCCAAACUGCGUCUUCCAAAGUUUUUUUCAGACUCUCAAAGGAAAAAAAGGGUGGAAGAUGUGAUAGCRGAGCUGCGCCUGCGGCAGUGUGCCAACACCAGGGUGGGGAACGAGUUCCUGCGGGGCGUUUCGGGGGGAGAGAGGCGCAGGGUGAGCAUCGGCGUGCAGCUGCUCUGGAACCCAGGAAUCCUCAUACUUGAUGAACCCACAUCUGGACUGGACAGUUUUACAGCACAUAACCUUGUGAUAACAUUAUCCAGACUGGCCAAAGGAAACAGAUUGGUUCUUCUUUCACUUCACCAGCCCCGCUCAGAUAUCUUCCAACUGUUUGAUUUGGUUCUUCUGAUGAGUUCUGGACUCACUGCCUACUGUGGGACAGCUAAAGACAUGGUCCAGUAUUUCACAGAACUAGGCUAUCCCUGCCCAAGGUACAGCAAUCCUGCAGAUUUCUAUGUUGAUUUGACCACUGUCGAUAAACAGACUCCAGAAAAGGAGAUGGAAACCCAAAAAAGAGCAARCACCCUUGCCAACUUGUUCAUAGAAAAAGUCAAACAUUUUGAUGAUUUCUUAUGGAAAGUUACUGAAGAAGACAAUGCUGAGACCACAGUCAACAAGCASAGGUCCCAUUUAAAUUCAGAACAGGCUAUCAAUAUGCCUCASCAUUCAAGUGAUCAGUUACCAGGAGCCUUAAAGCAGUUCACUAUAUUAUUAAGUCGUCAAGUCUCCAAUGACUUCAGAGAUCUUUCAACAUUAUUAAUCCAUGGAUUUGAAGCCCUUCUUAUGUCAUUAUUAAUUGGAUUUUUGUACUAUGGCCAUGAAAAAAACGGACUGUCUGUUCGUGACACAACAGCACUACUGUACAUGUUAGGUGCCCUAGUCCCAUUCACAAUAAUUUUGGAUGUUAUUGCCAAAUGUCAUUCAGAAAGAGCAAUGCUUUAUCAUGACUUGGAAGGUGGAAUGUAYUCUGUUAGCCCAUACUUCUUUGCUAAGAUUUUGGGGGAGCUCCCAGAACACUGUGCUUUUGUUAUAAUUUAUGGGGUUCCCAUCUAUUGGCUGGCAAACCUUGUUCCUGAGCCAGAACAUUUCCUGCUGAACUUCCUGUCAGUGUGGCUGGCUGUGUACAGUGCCCGUGCCAUGGCACUUUGGGUGGCAGCUCUGCUGCCRACGUUACAGCUCUCAGCCUUCUUUGGCAAUGUCCUCUUCACAUCAUUCUACCUGAGUGGUGGUUUUGUGAUAAGCCUGGACAGCCUCUGGACAGUUCCCUUGUGGCUUUCCAAAAUCUCUUUUCUCAGAUGGAAUUUUCAAGGAAUGAUGCAAAUUCAGUUCACUGACACCACAUAUGAAAUCAGUGUUGGGAACACUACUUUUCAAGUACCAGGGAAACUUAUCACUCAGGCUCUGGACCUGGACUCCCACCCACUCUAUGUGAGCUACCUCGUCCUCGCUGGCAUCAUUUKCAGCUUCCUGCUUUUAUACUAUUUGUCCCUGCGCUUUAUCAAGCAGAAAUCCACCCAAGACUGGUAAGAGCAGAGGCGGCAGCAGGUGACCGCCUCCCCUGCAGGACGGCAGAAGGAUGGCGGUGUGGGUGCCCCGGCAGCCGCCAGGAGCAGCGCAGGAGGCGGGGAGCGGCGGCACCGGCAGCCCGGCUGCCACAGGAUGGCAGCAGAGCCCCAGGAGUGGGGAUGCGGCGGGAGCUGCCACGGACCGGGGCUGCAGCCUGGGAUUGGGGUCGGGGGUGGGCUUGGGGCUUUUUGUUUGCUUCACAUACGGUUCUCAUGAGUGACAAAGCGCUURUGAGUUCUGCACCUCUGGAAAUAGUCUGAACUAUGGGCCAGCGCUAUAAAAGGACCCAUUGCACUUUGUAGUAAUAGCUGAUGUUUUAGUCCGUGAUGUUUGAACAUACARUGAUCACGUACUUAAUUCAGAGGGCUACAAGAGAACAGGAUCAAAUCACUACUUUGUGUGGCAUGUAUGACAUUUAACAUAUUAAGAACAGCGCAGAGGAGAGGAACACAAAAGAUUCCACAAGUGCUUCAGGAGAACAUGCAAGGAGGGAAAAUACAAUUGUUAACUACUCUGGGUUCUUUCUAAUUGCUUAUGUGUUUUAAAGCUUUACUUCUGUGUUUGAAGCUUUGCCUUUGUGUUCCAGUAAUAUGCUGAUGAUGCCCAAAAUAGGUACUUGCUCAUUGUAGAGAUGAUACAUUGUAAAAAAUAAAAUUAUCUCACCUUCUUGGAUUUAUUUUUACAAUA
Messenger RNA from Malurus melanocephalus (red-backed fairy wren), 2938 nucleotides. RefSeq names its product ATP binding cassette subfamily G member 8 (gene ABCG8). The coding region runs from base 167 to 2212 and encodes 681 amino acids. The record is from RefSeq and is a predicted model, not a curated record. The transcript has 13 exons. Gene Ontology annotation, cellular component: plasma membrane. Lineage: Eukaryota; Metazoa; Chordata; Aves; Passeriformes; Maluridae. Gene Ontology annotation, molecular function: ATP binding; ATP hydrolysis activity; ABC-type transporter activity. Gene Ontology annotation, biological process: cholesterol homeostasis.